Halichondria panicea is the source of this 4873-nucleotide messenger RNA. RefSeq lists its product as uncharacterized. Gene Ontology annotation, biological process: signal transduction. The transcript has 15 exons. Gene Ontology annotation, cellular component: cytoplasm. The record is from RefSeq and is a predicted model, not a curated record. NCBI's taxonomy places the organism in Eukaryota, Metazoa, Porifera, Demospongiae, Suberitida, Halichondriidae. Gene Ontology annotation, molecular function: protein binding. The coding region runs from base 1180 to 3576 and encodes 798 amino acids.
UCAGAUGAGCCCCACCUAUCCAGGUUGGGGAAUUCCCUUACAUAAACAACAAGCCCUGAAAAAUUUAUUCUGAGCCACUGAGACCAGUUGGUUGUUGCUGCUUUUAUUACAUCAUCUCAGGUCACUUCCGACUACGCUCUUGAAAUUAGUAAUAACCAAUCUAUACAAAUAUUUCGUAUUUGCUGUAAACAAUUCCUAAAUUGAUCAGAACAUGGAUAAAUUCAUUACUAGCAUUCGCCAGAAAUACAUAGAAAGACUCUUGAAUCGUCAAAAGCAAUGGCCACCAGUUAGAGGAGACAGGCUCAUCAACUUGCAGUUAGUGGAGGCUGAAAAAGAAGAAGGAUUUAGAGCCGGCUUGCCACAACAUGGUGCACCUGAUGAUAAGGUCAAGCGUACUCCAAUUCUCCAUGGCAACCUAUUCAAAGUCGAAGAAAGCAAGAAACCAGUCAAGAAGCUCAUCGUUGAAGGCAAUGCUGGGAUUGGUAAAACCACACUGUGUACCAUGCUUGCUGAAGGGUGGGCAGAGGGCAAGAUCCUGACACAAUUCAACUGUGUUCUGUUGCUUCCACUGAGAGAGAAUCGAGUGUCCUCUGCCACAAGUCUCGCUGAGCUGUUCAAACUUCUUCAUGCCAAUGAGAGGAUUCGCCAAUCUGUUGUAGAAGAGUUGGAAGAAAAAGAAGGAAAAAGUGUCCUCAUCAUAGCUGAUGGCUGGGACGAGCUUAGUGAAGACAAUCAAUUAGAAACCUCAUUUCUAUAUGACCUUCUCUUUGGUGAUGUUCUUCCUUUUGCUUCUGUUCUCCUCACCUCACGACCUUCUGCUUCAGCUCCUCUUCAUGACCUUCCCUCUGUAAACCGUUUGGUUGAGGUAGUUGGUUUCAAUGAGGAGAAUAUCAAGCAAUACAUAGAAUCAGAGUUUGAGCAAUUUCCAGUUCUCUCAUCAAGCAGCUUGAGAACAACCCAGUCAUUCAGAGUGUGUGUUCUGUGCCCCUCAAUUGUGCCAUUGUUUGUAACUUGUGGCACACUUUAGACCAAGAGCUUCCUCGUACGCUAACUGAGCUGUACACUCAAAUUAUUCUUAACAUUAUCCUUCGUAAUGUCAAAAAGAAGUUCCCUGAUUGUCCUAUUAGCUGCAAUAGCUUUGACAAGAUUCCGAAUGAUCUACAAAACACAUUUUGGUUGAUGUGUGAGUUUGCCUACGAGUGCUUAUUAUUAGAUCAGCUGGUUUUCUCAGAAGAUGAUUUGUCCUUUCGCUUACCCGAAGUUGGUGACAAGUUGCUGUGCUUUGGUCUGUUGCAGUCUGCACGAUCACUUCUACCUGUUGGUCAUGGCCUGUCUUUUCACUUUGCUCACCUGACCAUCCAGGAGUUCUUGGCUGCCCUCCAUCUUGCUACUCUACCGAAUGAAGAGAAACUGAAGAUUGUUGAGACUAAUGCUGACAGUGGCCGGUUUGACAUGGUGUGGAGAUUUAUGUUUGGUAUUGCUAGUAAGUACAAUGGUAGUCAUAGCGAUAAGGUGAUCAGUUUGGAUCAUGGUUUGACGGAUCAAUUUGUGUUUGCUGGAAAGCUUAAAAAGUUGGUUUUAUUAUGUCAUGCUGCUUUCGAAGCUUCUGACUCUGGAUUCUGCACAAAAGUUUGUAAUUUGUAUGGAGCAAAUUUAUUAGACGAUAAUUUCAGCACCACUUUUGACUGUGUAGCUGGGUUCUAUGUUCUUCGUCAUGCUGUAAAUUGUGAUGAUAUGGUUAUCAUAAUAUCCCAUUGUGCAAUCGAUGAUAAACUGUUGAAGGAACUAACUGACAUACUUUCCAAUGCGAAUGGUAAACUGCAAGUCACACGAUUAUCCCUCCAGCAGACUAAGUUGUCUGACAAAGGUGUUGCUGAUCUAUUCAGGAGAGCCUCAGCUGCUUUUACAACUUUAGAUUACCUCUCGUUGUCUUAUAACAACUUCACUAACGUCACGUCGUCAUUCAUACACACAUCUUGUAUGAGCCUUACAACACUGAACUUAUCCCACAAUCCUCUUGGAGUGUCUGGCAUACAGUCAUUAGAGACAGCUGUACUGUCUGAUGCUCUUAUCAACCUGAAGGUACUGAAGCUAGCCAAAACCCUCACUGAUGAUGCUGACGUCAAUGGAGCUCUACUGACCACCCUCUUACAGUCGAUUGCCCCUCACUGUCCUGAUCUGGUAAAAUUACUCCUCUCUGAUAAUAAUCUUGGUUUACCUGGAUUAUGUUCAGUUGUGGAGAACAUUCCGUUACGAUUGACUAAGAUUGAAUUAUCAGCUACCCAUCUCACCACUUCAUUUCACUCUGAAUCUCAAUACACAGUCACCUGUGAGAUGCUGAAUAUCAACCCUAACAGUUUAACUGUGAUGGACUUGUCUGGUUCCAAUUUCAGUGGAACUGCUGGAACUCUCUUACUGGCAAAGUUUCUUCAAGCAUUUCCAUAUCUGGAACAACUUUACUGGUGGCGUUAUUCUCUCACCUCUGCCGACAUCAUAAUGCUUAUCCACCAUCUCAAGUUCGCUAAUGUGAUAUGUAAGAAUUUAAAAAGGUUGGAUCUCAACCACAAUUCCAUUGAUGAUGAGGGAGUGAUAGCUCUCACUGAGUGUCUACCAGAGCUGUUCCCUAGUCUGGAGGGGUUCAGUUACCUGGAGGACGGUGUUAGACUCUAUGGUAAUCCUGUGAACGAGGAGUUGAUACUCAUGUGCAAUGAACAGUUGAAGACCAUACGAGAAUCAAGGAAUUCUGCAGUGCUGACUGAGUGGGAGAGAACAUGUUUACCUCCACUAAAUGAAGAGAUGAAUCGUACUUUCCAUUCUCUUUGGGAUACGCUACUGUCGAAGAUGAUUGAUGAGGCUCAAACGAUAUCUUCAGCUGUUUUCGACAGUAUCCUUUCAUGGUCAACCGCUAACGAACCAGCGGAAUACAACAGAAUUGUUUAUGAGGUUGUUGAUACAGUGGACACUCCUAGUGAUGUCACUGAUCCAGACACUCUCAUCAAUGAACAGAGCUUCUCUCAAGCAUCACCAGUAGAGCACCACCCCACAGCUAGUGACAAGGCUACUUGUACUACAGCCCUGCAGUCUACACACAGAACAGACCAACAUACAACAGCAAUGACAGAUGCUGUACCAUCUGAUGUCACUGAAGGACUCACUUCACAUCCACACACCAGUCACUCAGGAGCUGGUGGACCGAGGACUGUGACCAUUGAGGAAUUGAAGGAGCAUGCAAAAGUGACAGACUCUCAACUUGACACUGAAAUUAAAGAGACUGACAUGAUCAUUCUGGCAGCUCACUUUGACAAUGUGGACACCUAUGCUGUACAACUGGGACUGAGUCCUGCAGAGCAAAGUGAUGUCAGAAUUGCUCAACUUGCUAAUGGCACACAAGUAGCGAUGGACAAGGCCUUGAGACUGUGGAGACAGCAUAAUCCAGGGGCCGCUACUUACAGAGCUCUGGUGGAGAUACUGUUGAGAAUGGGAAAGGAAGAAUUGGCCUUUAAAAUGUGUCAGACAGCAGCUACGAAACCAAUGAUGUGUGAUGUGGUGUGCAACAGGAGAAGAUUUGAACAAUAAACAUUCCCAGCCCCUUUUAGGAAACCAAUGAUGUGUGAUGUGGUGUGCAACAGGAGAAGAUUUGAACAAUAAACAUUCCCAGCCCCUUUUAGGUAGAGAGCUCGAGACAAAAAUACGGUUUUAUUGAAUCAAUAUUUUCUUGCUGCAUUAGUUGAUCCCAGUGUUUGUACAGAUCGUUUGAUUUCGUAGGAUUAUUGGUGCUCAUUGUGUCCUGAAAGAAGUAAUUUUGAGAUAGAGACAAAAAAUGUUGAGUGUGAGAAUAUUUCUUUCUAGCUAUAGCUUAGUAUACAACUACCAUGGCCAGUGGAUCAAGCUAUCUUCAAGGGAAAUGAAUAAAACACCAGCCCCUCCCCCUCCCACUACUUCGCUGGGCUGGAAAUCAUGCCACAUGGUGGAUCACUGAAGAAAGAGAAGAGUAAAGCAAGAGACAGCUAGGAUACUGAGUGCAGGCUCUAUCUUCCUGUGUGUUGUCAGAUGAGGCUGUGUGGUGAGUAGCUCUAUCACAAGUCAGUGGAGGACCAGGAGAGGGGCAUCCUAGAGAGGAAGAGGAAGAUACAGCACGCCAUUACGGUGUGUGCAGAUGGUCAGACCAUCUCCACUGAGCUCAGGGGAGAAGCAGUCUCCAUCAGGAAGACCAUCAAGUGUGACCACCAGGAAUGAGGGGGUGUGUUCUACUACCCCUUCCUAGUAGCUACAACCAGUAUCUUGCGGCCCAGACUUACAAGGAUGAUGAGUAUGUGUGGGCGGGAUCCUAAGGUGGUGGUCACAUGACCCGAGCACUAAACUCACAAUUCACGAAGGUAAUCAACAUAUAGUAGACUCUCGCUAUUCUGGCUCUCUAAAGGCCACCUCAACAUACCGGCCAUUAAUUUGGUCUGGCACGGAUUGCUACUCUGAAAUGCAGCCACUGUAUACUGGCCAGUGCUGGCUGCCCAAACUAGGUUUUUGAUGUCAUUUUAUACGGCUGAAUAUUACAUUUUAGUGUGUGAUAAGGCAUGCCUGAAAGAGUGUGGUGGUCCGGGGGCUGACAGCUGUAAGGAGUGUGCCCUGGGAUAUGAGGAGGUGGAGGGAUCUUGUACAGAUAUUGAUGAGUGUAGAGAAGAUGACUCCAUCUGUUCUAAUGGUACUUACUGUCUCAACACCCCGGGCUGUCAGGGUAUGAGGGCUAAACUGGAUGCCUGUCCUCUCAAAGAGCUCGAGGAUUUCACUAUUCUCUCGUGUUUUGUUGGACUGGAAAUGGUCCUACCCCCCACAUAGCAUCACAUGUUGAGCAGUCACGAGGUGGACACGUACGGUA